GAACGUAAAAAAUUGUUGCAAACGCGUAGCGCUGGGAAAAGCACAUCUUCGCGCCAUUUGGCCGAUUCGUCAAAAAGGAACUCCGCCAACUGAUCCCCCGAAGGGAGGAGGUACAAACGCACAAGGGAGGAACAAACGCACGAAGGAGCCACAAACGCACAAGGGAGCCACAAACGCACAAGGGAGCCACAAACGCACAAGGGAGCCACAAACGCACAAGGGAGCCACAAACGCACAAGGGAGCCACAAACGCACAAGGGAGCCACAAACGCACAAGGGAGCCACAAACGCACAAAGGAGGAACAACGCACCAUGGACUAUGAGCUGUACCUAGUCUCAAACAUCCUGGGCAUUUCCAUAGCCAUUUUGAUUUUCAUUUUCCACUAUUUUUAUGCGGAGGAGGGGAAGGAGUCGCCAUGAGCAGAGCGCCCCCAAGUCAGGUAAAAAUUUCGAAAAGACAUAAUGUGAAAGAUCGUCCAGUGUGCCCUUAAGCAGCAUUUUGAUAUGCCCCACUUUUCCACGCCAGAGUACCACACCAGAGUAGCACCCCAGAGUAGCACCCCAGAAGAAACAAAAUGAAAGACAGCGAAUUCGUUGGAGGAAAGCUAAAACUGAAGGAUUCGAGAAUUAAAAAAGGCAGCCACUCCAAAGGGUCCAAGUACGCAGGUGGACGAGAUGGCAAAAAAAAAAAAAAAAAAAAAAUCUGGGAAGACAAAACGGACAGGAGCAAUUACGAUGAAGAAAAUGCGACCAUGUACGAUGACCAAGGGGGGGGCCAGGGGAAGGACUAUGAAAUGAGUGCAGAUGGAAAAACAAGUGUGCGUGAAAGUGAAAGGGAGAGUGGGAAAGACAAAGACGGCACGGGAAAGCCAUCCGAUGAAACAAAAUUGAAGGAAGUGUUGCAACUGAACUUAACCGAGGCGGAAAAGGCCUAUCAGCUGGUAUUAAAGAAAAGGGAGAAGCAACGAAUUGAAAGCAUUUUGAAGGAGAGUUACCGCGAGCGACUGCAGAAGUUUAAUGACAACUUGGCUUCCCUCAGCGAGCACUUUGACAUUCCGAAGGUUGGGCCUGGCUAG
Molecule: messenger RNA, 1076 nt
Organism: Plasmodium vivax (malaria parasite P. vivax)
Lineage: Eukaryota; Apicomplexa; Aconoidasida; Haemosporida; Plasmodiidae
Exons: 3
Coding region: 576-1076 (166 amino acids)
Cellular component (GO): nucleolus
Source: RefSeq, a predicted model, not a curated record